Molecule: messenger RNA, 2322 nt
Organism: Asparagus officinalis (garden asparagus)
Lineage: Eukaryota; Viridiplantae; Streptophyta; Magnoliopsida; Asparagales; Asparagaceae
Product: phosphoinositide phosphatase SAC8
Exons: 20
Coding region: 229-2040 (603 amino acids)
Biological process (GO): phosphatidylinositol dephosphorylation
Cellular component (GO): endoplasmic reticulum
Molecular function (GO): phosphatidylinositol-4-phosphate phosphatase activity
Source: RefSeq, a predicted model, not a curated record
ACAAAAUCAAAUAUGAUCGAAUAGCUUAUCGAAUUAUUUGUUAAUUAUUUGAUCCAUUUCCGCCGAGGCCGGACAAGACCCACAAACGGCCCAACUAAUCUCAAGCCACUUUCCCCAAAAGCCCAUUUAUAAGUACCAACGGCAACGAUUGCUCUCCGAUCGAUCGCUUUCUUCUCCUCCCAUCAAGUUAUUAGUCUCAAGUCGUCCAACUCUCACACGCGAGAAGAAAUGGAAAUUGAAGGAGGAGAUGAACUCGAUCGCCAUGGCGAAAAAACCCUAGCUUCAGCCCGCAGCCAUUGCUGCAGAGAACUGCAGCUCCAAGAAUUUGCAGACAAGUACGUCAUCAGGUCCCUCGAUCCGGACUUCCCCGAUCUCGCCUUCUCCGUUGACCGCUCCGACGGCGCCCUCCAGCAGUUGACCGGAACGGUUGAUUUUGGAAAUCCCAACAAGGUGUCUACAAUUUAUGGAGUGGCUGGGAUAAUAAGAUUAAUUGCAGGAACUUAUGUACUGGUUAUCACUUCUCUGAAGGAAAUUGGCACUUAUCUAGGUUACUCUGUUUACCAUGCAAAGUCUAUGAGAUUUUUAUCCUGCAAUGAAGCUUUGAGAUAUUCAACAUCACAGGAAAAAAAGGAUGAGGCUUACUUCAUGUCUCUUUUGAGAACUGUGGAAUCGACAACUGGAUUAUAUUAUUCUUAUUCAAUGGACUUAACGCUAAACCUACAGAGGGCAUGCAAAUUGACUGAAGAGAGGUUGCAAAAACCUCUAUGGAAACAGGCUGACCCCCGCUUUGUUUGGAACCGGAGCUUGUUGGAGGAGCUUAUUGAGGCAAAGCUUGAUGCUUUUGUGCUUCCUAUGAUACAAGGAAGCUUUCAGACUGUACAAUUCACCAUUAAAAAUUCACCUGCCAAAUUGACAUUGAUCUCACGCAGGUGUAAUCGGCGUUUAGGAACAAGAAUGUGGAGAAGAGGAGCUAAUCUUGAAGGCGCUACAGCUAAUUUCAUAGAAACGGAACAAUUAUUUGAGUUUGAAAAAUUUACGUCCUCAUUUUUACAGAUUCGAGGUUCCAUUCCUCUUUUGUGGGAGCAGAUUGUGGAUCUGAGUUACAAACCACGACUUAAUAUAAUAAACCAUGAAGAAACGCCGAAGGUUGUCGAACGCCAUUUUCAUGAUCUCUUGCAAAGAUAUGGAGAGACAGUUGUGCUUGACCUGACUGAUAACCAUGGUGAUGAAGGUCAGCUAAGUCGUGCCUUUGCUACUGAGGUGGAGAAGCUUCCACAUGUAAGAUACGUAUCAUUUGACUUCCAUCACAUCUGUGGCAAAGGGAAUUUUGAUAAUCUACAACUUCUUUACGAGCAAAUAUCUGAAACUGUUGAAAAUCAAGGAUAUUUUCUUACCAAUGAUGUCGGGAACAUCGUAUUGGAACAAAAUGGAAUUAUUAGGUCUAAUUGCAUCGACUGUCUGGAUCGGACAAAUGUUACACAGAGUUAUCUGGCUUGGAAAUCAUUAAAUUCUCAAGUACAGAAAAUGGGGGCAUUUUCCUCAAUCGAUUGCAUAUCUAUGCAUCCUGACAUUUAUGAAAGAUUUAAAAUAUUAUGGGCUGAACAUGGAGAUGAAAUAAGCUUAGAGUAUGCUGGUACUCAUGCUCUGAAAGGUGAUCUAGUGAGAUAUGGGAGGCAGACUGUAUCAGGGUUGAUAAAGGAUGGGAUGACUGCUCUUUCACGAUAUUAUAUGAACAACUUUCAAGAUGGGAUUCGGCAAGAUGCAUUAGAUCUCAUUAGUGGUCAUUAUAGCAUCAGAAGAGAUGGACCUUCUCCUUUCCAGCUGAAUGGAUUUGAAACGUUUUCAUAUCUUCCAGUAGCCUCAGUGCUAGUAGUUGGAAGUCUCACUGUGACAACAUUGACAUUGAAUCAAGCGAGCCGCAACGCACAACAUUUUGUUUCUUCAGUACUCUGGGCUGGUUUGGCUGCUGGCGUAAUGGCCGUCAUAAAAGCUAAUGGGAAGCAGUUCUGCUCCAGGCCACGCUUGUGUGGCCUUUUGUAAUUUAUGGUGUUUGCAUAUUAUUAAUCCAUGUUUGUUCUCAAAAUAAAUAAUUAGUUUGUAGAUAUCCCUAGGGGCUGAAAACUGUCAUGUCUUUUACUCAGCUUUGGCCGGUGACUUAUCGUAUCAUCUCCUUGUAUCUAUAAAGCCAAACUACUUUUGAACUUCAUCGAGGAAUGAAAGCGUGAGUUCCUUUAUUGUGAAUUCUUAUUGAAUUUAUGAGUCAUCAAGGACCUCACAUUUCUGUUUCUUGUAGUAUUAAAGUAGGUCGUGAUUUGUAGUUUA